Coregonus clupeaformis (lake whitefish) is the source of this 3450-nucleotide messenger RNA. RefSeq names its product ras-related protein Rab-8A. Gene Ontology annotation, molecular function: GTP binding; GTPase activity. Gene Ontology annotation, biological process: protein secretion; cellular response to insulin stimulus; protein localization to plasma membrane. Gene Ontology annotation, cellular component: trans-Golgi network transport vesicle; plasma membrane; endosome. The record is from RefSeq and is a predicted model, not a curated record. NCBI's taxonomy places the organism in Eukaryota, Metazoa, Chordata, Actinopteri, Salmoniformes, Salmonidae. Bases 47 to 667 code for a protein of 206 amino acids. The transcript is spliced from 7 exons.
UAUCCUUGCCUGCUUCACAGCGGUCGGGAUUUCCUCAAUAUCAAGGAUGGCGAAGACAUACGAUUAUUUGUUUAAAUUACUGUUAAUCGGAGAUUCUGGUGUCGGGAAGACAUGCGUGUUGUUCAGGUUCUCAGAGGAUGCCUUUAACUCCACAUUCAUCUCCACCAUAGGCAUUGACUUUAAGAUUAGAACAAUAGAACUAGAUGGCAAGAAGAUUAAGUUACAGAUAUGGGACACAGCAGGACAGGAGCGUUUUAGAACAAUCACGACAGCAUACUACAGAGGAGCAAUGGGUAUCAUGCUAGUCUACGACAUCACCAACGAAAAGUCCUUCGACAACAUCAAGAACUGGAUACGGAACAUAGAGGAGCAUGCAUCGGCUGAUGUUGAGAAGAUGGUUCUUGGUAACAAAUGUGACAUCAACGACAAACGGCAGGUGUCCAAAGAAAGGGGAGAGAAGCUGGCGUUAGAGUAUGGUAUCAAGUUCAUGGAGACCAGUGCAAAGGCCAAUAUCAAUGUGGAAAACGUGUUUUUGACGCUUGCCAGAGACAUCAAAUCAAAGAUGGACACAAAAUUAGAGGGCAACAGUCCCCAGGGGAGCAGCCACGGCGUAAAGAUCUCAGAGCCCCAGAAGAAGAUCAGCUUCUUCCCCUGUGCCCUACUGUGAGGACCUGACCAAGGUUACAUCCCAAAUGGCACCCUAUUCCCUAUAUAGUGCAAUACUUUUGACCAUUGCCUAUAGGGCUCUGGUCAAAAGUAGUGCGCUGUUGGGAUGUACACCCAAGGCCUUGCCUGCCCAGCCCUGGAUGGGACAAGCUAGGGUGCUGGCUGGCUGGCUGGACACAACUGGACUGUGCUUGCUCCCAGCACCCCCUCACCUUCUACCUAUUUUCUUCAGCCAGUCCCAAUUCGCUCCCUACCUCUUUCCCUUGGACCUAACCCUUAGAUGUUUUAUGCAUCUAAAGUGUUUGGAUAGGUAUAAGCAGUUUAGUGGUGGAGCUUCCACCAUAUUGUUUACACCUUACAGAUCUGUGAACAUCGAAGACUUAGGACCAAUGGGAAUUGGUAGGGAGAGAAUUGGGAAUUGCCCCUCUCUCUCCUCCUCCUCCCUGUCCUCCUCUCCCAACGUCAUGCCCGAGGGUAGGUGGAGGACUCCACGUCUCCCAUCCAUGACGUCCCCAUGAUACCUGGUGAUGCUGCAGUUCUUCCAGCUAGCUCACCAAGCUCCUGUUUCUCUCUCCACGAGUCAGACAGGCUGAUCAACCGAUGAAGACGCCACUCGUUUUUCGAAACAUUGUCCAAAUGUCAUUUCACACAAAAGAUGGGCUCUUCCUUCCUUCUGUUUCACAUUAGUCUCUCUACGUAUAACAUUUUACAUUUUUCACACUCACCCACCUGGAUGCACAACUGCCAAAGUUGGUGCCCCACUUACUUCCCUGUUAGAGUAGCUUGAAUAACCUCAGAGGUUUGGGAUUGGGAACAUGAUGAUGUGGAUGUUUAGAUAAUAUUUUCUAAUAGUCCUCAACUCCCUAGCCAUAUUGUUAACACAAUCUGGAGGCUGAUAGGCUUUUUUUGGUUUGAUGAAACAGAGUUGUUAAAUGAAUGAUGAUAUAUGCCUUGAAGAUGCACAAUCUUUCAGGAAAGAGUGAUCACUAAAUCAUUUGAAUAUUCAGACUAAAAGAAAAAGAAACAAUUUGUUCCAUUUGCAUUCUAUUCUGUUCCGUUUAAGACAAUAAUGUAAUGCUACAGUGCUCUAAACAAGAGAUGCUUGAAUUGCAACAAGCCUCUUUCUCUGAAUGAUGUUCUUGUGCUGUAGCUAUUCAACUGUUGUUUGACUUGUUUACUGCCAGUCCCUGGUCUUUUCUCUUCAGGCUUGAGAACCUUCACACACGAAUGUCCUUGAAGGUUUACCUCUUAAGACGAGGCCUGGGGCUACAUUCCAGCUCUACAGUGUUAUUUUCUUCUCUAGAACAUUCUUGUGUAAAAUCUGUUGAAAUGUAAUCUAGUACAGAGUUGUCACUUAGCUAACCAGAGAGUAGGGCACUACAUAGCGAUUAGGCUAUAUGACGUCUCUGAACAGGGGUGUGUAUCUGUUUGUCUGCUAGUACCAACAGCAAUGUUACAGUGUGGACAGACAAACAAACCCGUUCCGAUCCAAUCCAUUCCUUGCACUUUACCAGUAACCUGUGUGUAGUCUGUGCCAAGUGAUUAUUUCGCAAUACAAGACAAGCAUUUUAUUUCGGUUUAAUUUAAUGGCAUUUCUGAUCUAUUUUAUUGGAUCAUGGUAAUGGGUGGUAGAUACUUUGGGCAUACCUUAGAUAAUAUUUGAAUUGUAUUAGACAAUUAUUAUACCUUUUUUUAAAUGGCUUCCUAUCCUUUUCUACUUUUAAUUUGUGUUCUACGGUUCAGGGCCUGUGUUCACAAAUGUCUCAGAAUAUGAAUGCUGAUCUAGGAUCAGGUACUCCCUCUUAUUCGCUAUGAUUUAAAAGGCAAAACUGAUCCUAGAAUAUCAUUCCUACUCUGAUACACUUGAUACAUACGGGCCCUGAUAUCAGUAAGUAAAGAAGUCCUACAUUUUCAUGGUGGUUCCUACAGAAAUGUGUUAUGGUAUGGUGUUUACAGUUUUAGUUGUAUGCUACUGUCCUGACAAAUUUGAGUAUACUCUAUAUGUGAUGAUCUCUUGGCUUAUGAAGUCAAGUUAAAACCAGUCAACGUCACCAAGUUCUUGUUUGUUGUGGUAUGUCCUCUGUUUUGUGUUCAUGUUUGUCAUUUCGGUCAGUACCUUGUUUGACAGCUAGGUGGCACCAUAUCACCAGCUGACGCUGUUACAACAUGGACACAUUGCUGUUAUAACAGCAAGAAAAUGUCCUUAGUAUGCACUGAAAGUUCCAUUGAAAAGCUGUGUAAUGUUUUGGAAAUGGAAGAAAAAAGUGCAUAUGUAUUAUGUAAACAUUUUGUUUGUUGAUCUAUACCAUCGAGUCCUCUUUACCUCAGACUUCCCAGUUUGCCUCUUCCUGUUCUUUUACAUGUCUAUGUUUUGAAGAGAAAAAAAGAGAGCCUGAGUGCCAGUCUGUUUGUGCUAUCAUGCCAACUCUAUGUUUAGCUUGACAAUGAUAGCAGAGAAGUUGGCAUGGGCACAAACAGAUCUGGGUCCACGGUAUAAAAAAAGAUAAUAGAACAUGCACAACAUUGAAAUGGGGUCCUUUUAUCCUAGCCUGCACCUUUUCUAUAUUUACUGCUGUACUGGGACCUAAUAUUGCACCCUCCUCUAAACCACAUGUCUUAAUAAUAACUAAUACUCAGUCUCUUCCAGUUUGGAGCUAUUGUCAUUGUCAAGCCAUUGCAAAUGUUUGACAUGACAAUUCCAAAAGGAGUUGGCAAGAGAGCAGAAACAGACUGUCAACCAGCUUAGUUUGAAGCUAUGCAUUAUGACAUUUGGACCUCUCCAUU